CGCGCGGCAGGGGCGGGACUUUGUUAACCUGGUCAAAUGUAGCCGAGUGUGUCAUGAAGUAGUUCUUCUGCCCCGGUUUCUGUUUGUUUAUUGUUCUGCACUGUAGGAAUGUUCAAAUGUCUGAGGAUCAGGAAGCCCAGGACGAUGAACUUCUGGCUCUAGUGAGUAUUUAUGAUGAGGAGGAGUUCCGUCGAGCCGAAUCGGGCCGGGAAGGAGAAAUCCAUCUGUGUCUCGAGCUUCCCUGCGGCUUCAAGCUGCUGGUCAGCGGGGAGAACUCUGUGGAGUACGACGUCUCGUUUCUGCCUCCCCUGGUGUUGAAUUUUGAGCUUCCUGACGAUUAUCCUUCCUCAUCACCACCGGUGUUUACAUUGAGCUCCAAAUGGCUCUCCAGACUCCAGCUGACGUCUCUGUGUAAGCGUCUGGAUGACCUGUGGCAGGAGAAUCAGGGCAGCGUGGUGCUCUUUACCUGGAUCCAGUUCCUGAAGGAGGACGCGUUGGACUUCCUGAGCCUGCAGUCUCCUCUGGAAAUCCAUAGCAGCAGCAGCAGCAGCAAACAUUCUCUUCCGGAGCAUGGGAGGAGCGAUGGUGCCACCAAGCGAGCCGAGAACACAGGAGCUGAGAAGAAGAAGGUGGCAGAGCUGGACUCCCGGGCUGUCCUGGAGCUCGAGCCCCAUGCUGACCUGCUGCGUCAGCUCCUGGACUUUGACGAAGCUCAGAGGCAGAAGGUUUUUGACAGUAGGGUGUUCUCCUGUGGGAUCUGCUUCUCGGAGAAGUUGGGCUCCAGCUGCAUGCUCUUUAAGGAGUGUCAGCAUGUUUACUGCCAGAUCUGCGUCAGGGAGUACUUCCAGAUCCAGAUCCGAGACGGAAAAGUCCAGUGCCUUACCUGCCCCGAGCACCAGUGUACGUCUGUAGCUACGCCCUCCCAGGUGAAGCUUCUGGUUGGAGAAGAAGAGUUUGCACGUUACGACCGCUUAUUGCUGCAGAACAGUCUGGACCUGAUGGCGGACAUCGUGUACUGUCCUCGCACUUCCUGUUGCAUGGCUGUGAUGCUGGAGCCCAACACCACCAUGGGCCAGUGUCCGUCCUGCCGCUACGCCUUCUGCACGCUGUGCAAACGCGCCUACCACGGCCUCUCGCACUGUCCUCCAACCGUCCAGGAGCUCCAUAACCUGCAGGAGGAGUACAUGGCCAGCUCUGAGGUGGAGAAAAAGUUCCUGGAGCAGCGUUUUGGGAAGCAGGUGAUCCAGCGUGCUGUAGAGGAGGCCUUCAGCAGGAAGUGGUUAGAGGAGAACUCGAAAAACUGCCCUCGCUGUGGCUUCCACAUUCAGAAGAUGCAGGGCUGCAAUAAGAUGACCUGCUCCUCCUGUCACCAGUACUUCUGCUGGAUCUGCCUGGCUCCUCUGUCUCGAGUCAACCCCUACAGUCAUUUCAACAAUCCCAACAUGCCCUGCUUCAAUCAAUUGUUCCAUGGUGUAGAAGAUGAUGAAGAGGUUUGGAGUGAUGAAGAUGAGUGAAAUUGAGGCGUUCGAGUGGUGCAGUAACAGCUGCUACCUGCUGUACAUGUCCUCACUUUACAUCUGGUUUUAUUUUCACAUCUAAUUAAUGAUCACUCCAGUAAACUAGAUGAAGAUCUGAGAGGCAGCAUGAUGUUCUGUAUUUGAGAAGAAGCAGGCAGAGCCCUUCCUGAAGAUCUUUCAGUAAAUUUAGGAGUGCAUGAAAUUUGGAACUGUUCUUCAUGUUCUCUCUUCCAGGUUUAUCCAUAAAUAUAUAAAUAUUCUGUUAGGAAGUUCUUGGUUCCGUAUUAAAAUUAUAUAUUUCUGUGACAAAGUUUUAUUGAAAACACAGAUAUCUGCAGAAAUGUUCUCCUGCUUGCCAGAAUAAAGAGCGUGAUGAGACAUGUA
Molecule: messenger RNA, 1901 nt
Organism: Silurus meridionalis
Lineage: Eukaryota; Metazoa; Chordata; Actinopteri; Siluriformes; Siluridae
Gene: rnf14
Product: ring finger protein 14
Exons: 8
Coding region: 117-1514 (465 amino acids)
Biological process (GO): ubiquitin-dependent protein catabolic process; protein polyubiquitination; positive regulation of proteasomal ubiquitin-dependent protein catabolic process
Cellular component (GO): ubiquitin ligase complex; cytoplasm
Molecular function (GO): ubiquitin protein ligase activity; zinc ion binding; ubiquitin conjugating enzyme binding
Source: RefSeq, a predicted model, not a curated record